Molecule: messenger RNA, 2882 nt
Organism: Closterium sp. Yama58-4
Lineage: Eukaryota; Viridiplantae; Streptophyta; Zygnematophyceae; Desmidiales; Closteriaceae
Source: the annotation of a GenBank genome assembly
AGGCGGAUGUGAAGGAGAUCCAGCUGUGCACGGCCAUCUUGGAGAGAGCUGAGCGGUCCAAGAGUGAGGCGGUGGCCAACGUGUCUCAUGAGCUGCGCACCCCAAUCAUUGGCAUGAUGGGCAUGAUAGAGGAGCUGUUGGAGUCGCCAUUGGAGGAGUGGCAGCGGGCAGACCUGGUGGAUGCGAGGGCGUGUGCGGGCGAGACGGUGGAGCUCAUCAACCGAGUGUUGGACCUUGCCAAACUGCAGGCUGGCCGCCUGCAGCUCGAGACUCUCCCCUGCUGCCUGCGCCGCAUCGUUCGCGAGGCAACUACAUUUGCGCCAGGGAAGACUUUACCAGUGACAUUCCACGUGGAUGACAGUGUUCCAGAAACUCUAUACGGCGAUCCAACUCGGAUCUUGCAAGUCAUGGCUGAACUUGUCGCGAGUGCCAUGAACAACACGGCAACGGGCCACAUAACCAUCCGUGUUUCGUGCAUCCCUCCUCCACACGCCGCCAGCACGCCACCUCCGCCCGCUGCUGCCUCAGGCACCACGCAAGCCUCCUCUGAGCCGGCCCCAGCAGCCUCAGCGUGGCAUCAGCUGGCCGGCUGUGUGCGGCGCUUCCCUCCUCCCACCCGCCUGGUGUGCCUCCCCCAGCACCGCCCGGCCAGCCAAGGGGGCCCGCAAGGGGGGGGUGGACUGUUGGAGGAGGAGGUGAGGGAGUGGGUGGAGGGGGCGUGUGCGGUGAGGGAGGUGGGCGAGUGGAUGGUGGUGGUGGCGUGUGAAGACACGGGCGGUGGUAUUCCACCCGAGGAGCUGUGGGGGUUGCUGGACCCACAUGGCAUGCAUGGCAGCGGGCAACAUAAAGUCAUGGAGAGAAUUCGGUCACUUGGAAGGGCAGAGUCAUGGAAGGGCCUGGGGAGGGCAGAUUCAUGGAAAGGCCUGGGGAGGACAGACUCAAGGCGACAAAGGGAGCGCAGCGCAUGGGAUCCGUUGCAGCGCGAUCGCAAGGCAGCUGCUGGGCCCCGCUGGACGCCCUACCCUGUUCGCUUCCUGCUCUCCACCUCCCUUGUAAGCUUCCUGCUCUCCACCUCUCUUGUAAGCUUCCUGCUCUCCACCUCCCUUGUAAGCUUCCUGCUCUCCACCUCUCUUGUGACUUCCCUAGCACAUUGUAGCAGAGAUGCGGGGGCCAUGGCAGUGCUGUCAGAUACCUCCACAGGCACCACCAUUCUGCUGGCGCUGCCCAUGGGGGGAGGGGAGGACACCGGUAGCAGCACAGGAGAUGAGGAGCGGAGCAGGGAGGAAUGCGGCGAGUCAGAAGGGGCUAGUGAGGAGCGUGUGGAGCAAGGGAGCGGAUCGCAGGAAUGCAUGAAAGGGCCAGCCAGUGGUGCCUCUGCGCAACCAGCAGCACCACAGCAGCGGCAGGCAGCAGGGGCACGAGCGUUGGUGCAUGCGCACACGUUUCCGCAAAUGGAGGUGGAGCAGGUCGGGGCGGGCGUGGAUGGUGCGAGGGAGGCGGAGCGGGUGGUGCGGGCGGUGGUGGCGGGGCGGCGGGUGGCGGUGGUGGAUGACAACGCGGUGAACCGCAUGGUGGCAAGGAGAACGCUGCAGGGCUACGGGGCGCACGUGCUGCUGCUGCCCUCUGGGGAGGAGGUGAUCAAGACGCUCUCCUCUGAUCACCUCUCCUCGCCUCAAGAGACGCUCUUCUCUGCCACGCCCUCCCCGCCCAUCCACCUGUUGCUCCUCGACCUGCACAUGCCGCCCGGCAUCGACGGAUUCGAAACGGCUCGUCGAGUGCGUGCAAUGGAAAAUGCACAGCAAAUGAAAUCGGAAACGAGUGCAACAGAGAUAUGCGAAGCGGCCGAUACAAGUGUAGAUGAUGCAUCAAAGCAGCGGCUCUGCAUUAUAGCAUUGACUGCAGACUUGGAUGUGGGGAUUAAGAGAGCAUGUUUAGAGGCGGGGAUGGAUGGAGCACUUUCGCGCGGCCUGUCGCAUCGCUGUCGCUCAAAAUCGUCUGCUGUCGCCGCGCGCAUGCGGUCGUCGCUGGCGCGUUUUUCGCCUUCCCGCGUGCCGCCGGGCGUGGCGAGGGCGCUGCUGGGGGCGGCGUGGGUGGCGGGAUGGGCGGGGCUGUGCGCGUGGGUAGUGUGGUUCGCGCACUCGCAGGCCGCCAAUCCGCGGCAGGAGGCGAUGCGAGCGUGGUGUCGCACGCGCGUGCGAUACCUCCAGCAGGACAUCCGGUCGUCCAUCGACCGCGCGCAAUCCCCCAGUUUUGACAAGUUUGGCUUUGUUUCUGGUGACUCUCCCACCUCUCACCCUCCCAACUUCUCACUCUCCCAAGAUCUCCCGACCUCUCCCGACCUCUCCCGACCUCGCACUCGCUCAGCAUCUGACUCUGUGGAGCUCUUAGCCUUCCAACCGCUCGGCCUUCGAGUUACGAUUAGUAUGGGCGAGUCCAUUGGCCUGGUGGGCGCAUUUGGGCGAUUUGGCCCGCGCAGCAGCAGCAACCUGAGCUACUGGGGGCUGGCGGGGUGCGUCAACAACAACUCCAUGCUGGCCUAUAACCUCCAGGCGGACGCCGUUGCCAACUACAGCACGGGCACCAUCAUCAUGUUCGUCAGUGACCAGGACAGGCCCCUUGUGGAGAGCAUCAUCGGGCAUCCCAUCCGCUCAGUGCUGGGCCUGCCCGCCCCGAGGAAGGAUCUGUACGGAGUGAACGUGUAUGGCAGCAUUAACCCGGACUUUCCCAUACAGCCCUUCACCGACUUCUUGCCUCUCCUCACUCCGGACCUCCGCACCAACCUGUUAAAAGGACAGCCUAUAGCGGGCGCGCCUCUCUCCGCUGGACCCGGUUACGUGGCAACUGGUGCGUGCGCUCCUCUUUCCCCCAUGCCCUACUUUUGA